CCAGAAGGCCACUCAUGCCCCUCCACCUUCCCCCUUUGGCAGUGGCUGGACGGUGGGCUGCUCACAGAGCCCCAGGCGCUGCUGCUUCCAGAUUCAGCCACAGACAUGAUAUUCUUCAGUGAUGACAAGGGAGCCAGCAAAAGAGACACCGCUUCUCCCUUGACUCCUACAUUUAUGCCACGCUCGGAGAGAGCCAUCCCAGGACUACGAGCGAUUGUGCCAUCUGCGGUGGACCAUGGAACCUUAUAUCACUGGAAACAGAUCCCUGGUUUCUUCUCGGAGGCCUGGAAUGGCCUCUUCUGGACAUUAUCCCUAUGUUUAAAGUUGUGCAACUUAAUGCCAAUCUAAGGAAUGCAGCUUGAGGCACAACUAGAGAGAAGAAAAGCACUGUAGUAACCAAGGUGGAAUUAAAAUGAAGUCCAGACCUGGCCAGUGAAUUUCUUCUUGGGUUUGGGCUUCACAAAGGUCUUCACAGCAAGGAUGAACCAUCUGAGAUGAAAAUGUCUGACACCUACAGCCCAGUGAGGAGACGGCUGACUGGGCUAUUUAUGCCUGUCUCGUUCGGGGAAUGUUUUGGCCUCACUUGCCCUCUGUCUCCAAAGGGCAACAGACAGGUGAUAGCUUCCUUCCCAAUUGUGGCUGCUCUUCCUUGUCUGCCUGCAUGGCAGCUUCCAGGAGGAACUGCAGAGGCUCCCACAGACUCUGGUGGCUGAAGAAAAGGAGAGGAGGCAAAGGCUGCUGGGCCAUUAAGGAAUCCACCUUGUGGACUUAAGCUGCAAUCAGUGCACAAAGGCAGCCUUUUCAAACAGAAUGCAUUGGUACAAUCUUUUCACCAGGAUGAUGGCUCUGGAUUGUUGACGUUGGUCAUCCUGAAUUCAUUCUACAUAUGACCAAUGUCCAUUUGGCUUGUGUCUUUCCUCGCCUGGAAGCCCUCACUUUCAAAGCUGCCUUUGGAAGAGCUCUUUGGCCCGGCCUUGGCCAGUGGCUAGAGGCAAGGGGGCUGGGCUGGCUGGAUCUUCUCCUCCUCCUCCUGAAUGGACUUGCUGAGUGAGCCAGCCGAGGCUGCCUACAGUGGAGGCUGGAUGGAAAAGUUGCAGAAGCCGCUGAAGUCCCCGAGGAGCAUCGUCCUCUCGGCUCGGGGAUCAGGGGCCCCCGGAUCUACCUCCAGCAUCACGGCCAAGAUGGACGAUGAGGUCCUGGGCUAUAAGGACUUGGCAGCCAUCCCCAGGGACAAGGCCAUCCUGGACAUUGAGCGCCCUGACCUGAUGAUCUACGAGCCCCACUUCACCUACUCCCUCCUUGACCAUGUGGAACGGCCAGGCAGCCGAGAGCCUUCACUCUCGCCCACGUCUCUCUCUCCUCCCCCAUCGCCAGAAGUCAGCCACGAGUGGGCAGAGGCCAAAUCCCCAGGGAGCGUUGGCAAGGCCUCUGGGCGCCGGGCCGGCAGCAGAAACCACUCUGGACUCCUUCAGCACUUCCAUCAUCCUGACACCAACACGGCAGAGAUGAACAUCUACAAGAAGCCGCCCAUCUACAAGCAGAGGGAGGCUGCGCUGGCUCCGACUCCCGAGACCAAAAGGCUGAUUGAGGGCCUGAUCAUUGAAUCCUCCAAAUUCCCCGCUGCUCAGCCGCCCGAUCCCAGCCAGCCUGCCAAGAUUGAGACGGACUACUGGCCCUGCCCGCCCUCCCUGGCGGUUGUCGAGACUGAGUGGCGGAGGCAAAAGGCGUCCAAGAGAGGGGAGGAGGUGGAUGAGGACACAGAAGAAAUGCAAAAUCUCCGGGAGCUGCAGGAACAAGAGCUGAGCAAGGUGGCCUCCAAUCUGGGCAGACUCAUCCUGAAGGAGGAGAUGGAGAAAUCUCUGCCAAUCCGCAGGAAGACCCGCUCUCUUCCAGACCGAACUCCCUUCCACGCCUCUUCGCACGGAGGAAGCUCAAAAUCAGCAGCCCCUCAUGCCUCUGGGAGACACACGCUUGCCAGGUUGCAGUCAACCGAGUUUGGAACCGGCAGCAGUGAAAAAGUUGGUCCAGGUCUGCAGAAUGGCCAGAAAAGCCGCAUGGACAGAGGCAGCUCCCUCCCCAGCAUGCUGGAGCAAAAGAUUUAUCCGUAUGAGAUGCUGCUGGUGACCAACCGAGGGCGAGUCAAACUGCCCCCAGGAGUGGACCGGACGCGGCUUGAGCGGCACCUGUCGCCCGAGGACUUCCAAAGGGUCUUUGAAAUGCCCCCGGAGGAGUUCUCCCGCCUGGCCCUGUGGAAGCGGAACGAGCUGAAGAGGAAGGCCUGUCUCUUCUGAGCCCCUCGCAGCCGCCUGCCCAACGUGAGCAAGUGCCGCGUGUGUCCUGCAUCACAGAGGCUUUAGGGCGCCUCUUCAGCAGGUGCCAAGGAACACUCCUCCCCCCAUCCCAGCUAUGAGGAAGCCGGUCAGCCCCAGGCGGGCAGGGGAGGAGCUGCCCGGGAGUGUGGAGCCGCCCCCCCUCUCUGAGCAUGAGCCAGAACUGGAGCAGUUGGGUGGGGAAGGGGGGGAUGCUCCUUUGCUUCCCUGGCACCCGAGAGGCCCCUCCUCAGCCGCCAUCCAGCAGGAGUGAUGGCGUUGGGGCCUUGGUUGUCCCCAUGGCCAAAUGGCCUUGCCGCCUCUUCAGCAAGCUUUGUGGAGCAGGCACCUCAAAACAGAGGCACCUCGAAAGGGCCAGUCCCUCCCCCCAGCUGCCUUCGUUCUCCCCCCUGGCAGUUGGGACCUUUGAUUGCCCAGACUUGCCCCCCUGGACCGUUAGGCCUUCUUUGUGCACGUUUAGUCAUUCCAGAGCGACUGGUCUGCGGCUGAACCUUCCCUCACAGCUGAGCCGAGAGUGUGCAGAGACCCCGUUGCCUCCAUCGCCCGCAAGCAGGCAUUCAGUUGAGUAGAGAUGGACACGGACGGAACGGCUGCUCUGAGCAGCAAGAGCCUGGCGGCAGGGGCACCUGGAGGAGAACUGCCCCGAUUGCUGCUGGCUGCAGGGAGAGCAGUGAUGGGGGAUCAGGAGGCGCCUCUUUGUUCCAAUUAUGCUGACAGACACAAGGCCGAAGUCGUCCUCCCCACUGCAGGCCUUGGGGUGGGUGUGGAAUCUCCAGCUCACCCGUGAAAAGGAAAACCCCAUAGAAAAAUCAGGCAAGAGAAGCGACCUGCCCAAAGUUCACUUGCAAAUAGGAGUUCUGAGGGACUGAGACUGGUGGGGGCAUCUCCACCCAUCCUGGCAAGCGCCCUCCACAGGAUGCCAUGCUCAGCAGAAGGGAGGCUGCCGCCUGGUGGGCUCUUGAGGGACCUGGCACUUUAGGACGGGCGUGAAGGAAGCGGCAGCGUCUCUCGCAUCUCAACUCCCCCGAAAUGGUGAAUCCCAAGGGUCCCAUCUGAAAUCUGGCUGCCUGGGAACAAAGCAGCUGUGCCACGGGUUGCUGGGAACUGCCUGCAGAGACUGGAACUCAGCUCACCCACUCCCCCCCCCCCGGCCCGUCACUCCACUCCGUGCAAAUGUAGAGCGCUACUGAUGUGAAUGUUCUUCAAUAUGGGCCUCUGACUGUAGUUCAGUCCCACCCACCUACUUUUGCUGAUGUUAAACUCUGUGACCGUUUCCCUCUUUUUAAUUAAACGUGAAGCAGCUUCAUUCAAAAA
Molecule: messenger RNA, 3644 nt
Organism: Thamnophis sirtalis
Lineage: Eukaryota; Metazoa; Chordata; Lepidosauria; Squamata; Natricidae
Source: RefSeq, a predicted model, not a curated record